Molecule: messenger RNA, 6106 nt
Organism: Schistosoma rodhaini
Lineage: Eukaryota; Metazoa; Platyhelminthes; Trematoda; Strigeidida; Schistosomatidae
Source: the annotation of a GenBank genome assembly
CUCAUGGCCACGCGACUAACCAAUGAAUGUCAGAAGAAAGAUUGGGAUUACUUUGUUUUUAUGAAUAACUAUAAGUGACUAUAUAAAACUCAGAAAUUGUGAUGGCCAAGAAAAUGUUAACGUUCGUGGAACUAAAGAUUUACAUGCUUGGAUCAUCCAUUCAUAACUGAAAUAAAAUCUUUAUACAAAUUUUAUAAAAUAACUCACCCUUCGAAACUGACUAAUAAGAUCGCAUGUCAUUGUUACACAACACAAGAGAAAUAUACCACAAGCUUCUUUCUAAUAACACAGAGAAGACACAAUUGAAGGAUAAGGUAUUGAGGGUUUUCAGCUUGCUUAAGAAACAAAUACGGUUAGUACGAAAUUAUGAUGUAUAUUACUAGGCUUCUCUAAAGUAAGAAUAUAUAACAUUAUGUCUUAUUGAAAAAUAAAUGGUUUUAAGAAAUACCAUAAUAAUAAUAAUAUGGACUUGUGUACCCAGAUAAUAUUUAAACGAAUAAACUAAAUUCAAUGGAAUUAUAUGAGAAAAAUAAAAAGGAACACUGGAAAAAUCUAGUUGGUCAACAGAAUCUUAAGUAGCUAAAGGCAAAUUUAUAAAUUUCAGAAUAAUUAACGAUUCAAAACAUAAUAUAACAAGAAAUUUUGUCUUAUUGCUUAAACAUGUUGAAUUCUAUUUUGUAAAUGCACUUUUAUCAAACUAUUUAAUUGGAUAUGAAAAUCGUCCAAAAGAGUGGAAACUGCCUAUAAAUCUUUAUAUAUAUAAAUAUAUAUAUAAUUUAUGAGUAUGCAUCCAUCAUUUUCGGAUACAUAUAGAAAGUCAGAUGAUGAGGAUUAUACAGCUGAAUCGAAACCUCUGACUGGCAAAGGAUGUAGUAUCAAUAAUAGUAACAACAAUAAUUUGUCUAAUCCUAAUAACGAUAACGCAGAUGAAAAGAAACUCAAUGAUGUAAUAAAGUCAAUUGAAGAAGGAGAUAAGUAUAGUAUGUCUGUCGGUCUAGUCAAACAAAUGGAUUCAGAUGAUACGGAAAUAAUGACGAAUACUCCACAGAAAAGAAAUUGGAAGGGAAUUCUACUUGCAUUGCUUGUGAUUAUGUUUAUUUCUUCCUUGAUUCUAACAGCAAGUGUGUUGACAACACCAAAAGAGAAGAAGAUCGACUAUGGAUUACCGUUCACUUUUUCUGAUCUUAUGCACGUAAAUAAACUUUUGGAACCAUUCAAUAGUCAAUCUGUUAAUGAUAGUUUUGUUUAUUUAACAAAAGAACAAGAUUUACUCGUGAUGGAUACCAAUACGCUCAAAGAAACACUUCUUCUGUCGCAUCUUGUUAUACAAGAGAAAGCCGCAUUCAUGGAGAAAUAUUUCGUUGCACCAGAUCUAUCAGCAGUGAUAUUAGCAUAUGAUUUGAAAGAUCCUACUAGACGUUGUGGAAAGUCAAAGUAUGAUGUAGUGCGCCUUAAUCCAGUAACAAAGAGAACUGGGCCUGAAAGGAGAAUCGAAAUCGGAGUAGACGACCAAACGACAGAACAGCCAUUUUUAGACUUUGUCAAAUGGUCGCCAAAAAGUAAUUGUAUAGCUUUUGUAGCUCAGAAGAAUAUCCACUUGUUAUUCAAUCCACUUGAUUCAAAUAUUAGGAAAAUUGUAAAUCUUACACAAUCGAUGCCCCAAAGUCAUCUGUCUUAUGGUGUAUCAACUUGGUUAUAUGAAGAGGAAAUUUUACACACCAAUGAAGCAUUAUGGUGGAGCGAUAGUGGAAAUUACUUAGCUGUUGCUGCGUUUGAUGAAACGAAUGUGAGUACAUAUGAAAUACUUAAAUUUGACGAUGUUCGUGAGUUCAAAAACGGAAAAAAGAAGAUCAAAUAUUCAAUGGCAGGCGAGACGUCCUUGUAUAAUAGUCCUGUGGUUACCUUAUAUCUGUACGAUAUGAAAACUAUGAACUUUCAAGUAAUUCCGCGACCUAAACAAAUCCCUAGUGAUGGAUUACUGACAAUGGCGCUCUGGAUGAAUGAUGACAUUUUUGUACAUGCAUGGACUAACCGUAUUCAGAAUCGUGGUUGGAUAACCGUUUUCAGUCAAUCUCUGAAUCAAAGUUGGGUUUUUUUUAAAAUUGGUUACGAAACUGGAUGGGUGGAUUUGUUAAAGCAGACUAAUGUGGAGCCUAUAAUUAACAAAGAAAAUCAAGAAAUGUUAAUUAUACUUCCAAGAGAUUAUUCAGAAAAAGGGUAUAGGGGUAUAGCAAAACUAAAAAUUCCAAUAUUACCAUCAGAAACUCUUCAAUUACCCAAUUGGAUUAUUACACCGAAUUUUGAUGUGAAGGAAAUACUACAUUAUGAUGGUAAUGAUGAAGUCAUUUUUAUUGGAACAGGACCUGACUCCAAAAACGCUCAUGUUUAUUGGACUUCACAAUCCAUAGGUAAUAUGACUUGUCUUACUUGUGAAAAUGUGAAUAAUACAUAUAAUUGGGCAGAAGUUCUGGCAAACGGAAAGUAUUUAGUUCAAGAUGUUCGAGGCUCGGGUACUCCCAAAACUUUCCUAAAAAGAAUCAUUAGGAAUUUUACAGAAACGAAUAAUUUCACGGUUACCACAGAAAUAAUCAAGUAUUUUGUGACAAACAGCGCAUUUGACUCCUUUGUAAACUCCCAUGCACUACCACGCAUUGAAUACACAAAACUGAGACUACGUAAUGGCACCAGAAAUCAAAUCGACGUUGAAGCUAAGCUUUAUUUACCUCCGGAACUUGAUCCAGCACAUAUCACACAAUAUCCUCUUUUAUUAUAUGCUUAUGGUGGACCAACAUUUCAAGUCGUAACCUCAGCUUUCACAAUUGACUGGUUAACAUACAUAUCAGCAACUGCAAAAGUUAUUGUUGCUCAAGUUGACGGCCGAGGUACAGGUGGUCGUGGAAGAUUAUAUGAACAGUCAAUCUAUAAAAAUCUAGGUGUGAUUGAAAUUGAGGAUCAGCUGGACAGUGUCAAAGCUUUAAUUCGACGUUACCACUAUAUAAACGAAAGUCAAGUUGGUGCUUAUGGUUGGUCUUACGGUGGAUUCACAGUUAGCCAUUUACUUACCAGACCUGAAAAUCAAUGGAUUCGGUGUGGAAUUUCUGUCGCUCCAGUCAGUGAUUUUAGAUAUUACACUACCGCAUAUUCUGAACGAUAUUUAGGAAGAUUUAUAGAUGACCCAGACGCAUAUUCUCGCACGGCUAUUAGAAAUUCUAAGAACAUGGCUUCCAAAGGAUUUUUAUUAGUUCACGGAACUGCCGAUGAUAAUGUCCAUCUUGUCAAUUCUGCUAAGCUGAUCAAAGAGUUGGUAGCUGCGGGUGUAGAUCUUGAUUUAAUGAUUUAUCCAGAUGAUGAUCAUUUUCUAUCACAUGGUAGAAAUCUAGAAAGUUUAUAUCGUAAAAUGACCAUAUUUCUGCUUGAUUGUUAUAAUAAAACAUCAGUAAAGUAUUCAAUGGAUUUAUCAGUUAAAGAUCUUUGAGAAUCGAAAGAGAAAACAAAUGAAUUUAAUGCGAAGAAACAAACGGUUGGAUAGAUAUGCACUCAUCAAAACAACAUAACUAAAUCUUUUUAAAAAAAUAUAAGAUCGCUUAUUGUUAUUUUUUAUUGCAUUACCAAAUAAAUCAUAUGUUAACAUAGAAAAUCUUGAGUCUUAGUAAUAGCAAUAAUCAUUUUACAAUGAUAAUCCUUGAAAGUCGAAUAUGAAAUAUGUAAAUAAAAUAUUAAUUCAAUGAAAGUUGUAUAAUUCCCAUUUUUUGAGUGUUCUUCAAAAUGUUUGCCCUUCUUUUCCUAUUACUUCAAAUCAACUAGUUAAAUUCAAGUGCUUUUCAUUUGUUCAACAAUGUUUUGUGAUAAAGUUCAUCUAGAAGGAUUACUAAUAAUUACUAAUAAAUUGACUCUAUUAUUUCAUGUAACCCGUAUAUAAUAGUUUAUACCUGUUUUUGUAUUUUAAUUUUCUACUCUUUCAACAUUUAAUUAUUGUCUCUGAUUUUCUUUAAUACUUUUGUUUAUGCCAAUUACCAUUAAUAUCUUUUUAGAAUACUGAGAUAAAGUAACAUUUUCAUGUUUACUUUCGCUCAUUCUUUCAAAAGAUUAUCAUUCUCUCAAAAAUGAUCUUGUUCUAAUCGGUAAUUUUUCGUUUGAAAAUGAUCGGUGCGGCAUGACUUUCAAAGGUAUUGUGUACGUAAUUAUAGUAUAUUUGUAAUAAAUAAACAUGCGCACAUAAAAUGAAUAAAUAAACGCAUCUGUCAGCUUAAAUCUUAAAUGAAAGCCACACAUUCAUUAACAUUGAUAAAGCUAUUGUUAGCUACAACAAUGAUGUCAUUUGGUCUCAUAAAAAAGGCAUGGAUAAUAUUAAAUAGAUUAAAUUAAUUUUCAUAUCAUUCAGAAUAUGAUUAUUGAUAUCGCUUAAAACAACUGUAUUUAUUAUUACUACAAAAACUUUGACACAAGAAUUUGUUGAUAAUAUUAUAACAAUUACUUACCUACAUAGAAACCAAUGUACAUCAGUGAAAAUGUUACUUGAAAAACACUAGUACAAUUGUCAGCAUUACGUCACGCUUUUAUUCCUAACCGUGUUUUAUUGCCUGAUAGAACCAUUUAUCAAGCAAAUUUCACUAUAAACCAAUGUUCGAUAAACAUUCAUCAUAAAUCAGGUUGGUAUCUGAACAUCUCAGGUAACGUUUGUGUGUGAUCAAAUACGCACACUUCUAGUGAGUAAUAUAUUUAGAUCGAAUAGUUGUUGAAUACUUUCUGGUUUUGUCCAGCUGACAUUACCAUAAACUGGAGGAAAUUUCAUUUAAAAUGUAUAAAGAUUCUGUAUUCAAUUAUCCUACUAAAUAGUUAACCAUUCAUAUGAACAUUCUGAAAAAAAUCUUAUAUUUUCAUACUGAAAUUUCAACUUCGACUAUUAGCUUUAGUGAUUCAGUUGUUCGCUCCCCUUAAUUUUUCAAACCUGUAUUGUAUUUAUUUCAGAACGAAAGUAAAAAUAGAUUUCUAAUAUACUAAUAGUUAGGAAAUCAAAUUCCUAGCGUUUUUCUACAUGGUGUACGCCAGUUCUUCAGAAAGCAAAUAAACAAACGAAAUAAAUCAGCUUAAUUUCAAAUAACACAAACGAGCUAUGUAAAAUUAAUUACUUCAGUCAAAAACAAGUCUGGAAAAUAACUAAAUUGUUAUAUAUUUAUUAUGUAUUUCUUUUGCUCUUGUUUAUCCACGUUUGAUGUAAUAUUCUCGGUGGGUUUUCUGGGUAAAUUUAAACCUAGAAAAGUUUUGCACUGAAUGAAUGUGAUGAAUUGAAGUUAAUAUUAUCGAUUAGUAUGUGUCCAUUCACAAACGUUGGUUAAAAUUAGCGUUCUCUUUGGAUUACUUUUAACCCAACAAUCUAAAAACGACAACUAACCUUAUUCAUUUUCACUUUAAAAAGUACAUUUAAUAUGAACUAAGAAUAUGUCAAUAAAUUUAGAAAAACGUUUUUAAGAACGUCUUUUUGAUGAUAACAAAAGUGUUACCCGACUAUCACAACAGAAUUUGUGGUCUGGUGUCAUUGCAGGAAAUAUUUGACUCGAUGAUAUGAAAUAGGUUGAUUUUAAUUGAAGACAAGCAGAAUUUCAUCCCAAGUAUAAUUGCUUGUUUAUAUAACAAGUUCAAGCAUAGUCCUACGGAUUUCGUAAUUUAAAUGAUCACUAAUAGACAUCUUUAUAACUUGUGAUCAUUCCUUAGCGACCCAUAAAUAAACCUUAGACCCCCGUCAACUGGAAUAGUAUUGUAUACAUUUACAUCAUCACAACUUACCAUUGUUUCAUUCUCUUCGUUAGAUGAUUCCCAUAUUUCGGAUUUGAAGUCAUAGAAGUUAUAAUCAUAUUAUGUAAGUUAUGUUGUUUUGGCUACAAUAUACUGACCAGUUAUUUGGACAAUGAAUUAGUGAGCGCGUUUGUGAAGCUCAUUAUAAAACUUAGUGGGAUAUAAGUUUUAUAAAUUUCCGGUAAACUGUGGUAAGGUUAUGUGGUGCAUGACUUGGGAUUGACAUAAACAUAGGGAGACACCGAUGAAUAGCUUGAUUCCUUAAAUAGUUUACCUACAGCUAAUUUUGUUUUAAACCGUCUACAUAUUUCGG